Sungouiella intermedia is the source of this 762-nucleotide messenger RNA. Lineage: Eukaryota; Fungi; Ascomycota; Pichiomycetes; Serinales; Metschnikowiaceae. The record is from the annotation of a GenBank genome assembly.
AUGUCUGUUGAAGCUGUCACCGAGAAGCUAGCAGAAGUGUCUGUAUCUUCAUAUAUAUUAUCUCCGGGCUCAUCUACACCAGAAUUGGCCGAGGAAGACUCCAAAGUCAGCCAACUCUUAGAGCUUCUUGAUGAAUAUGAACAGUUGGCAAAUGAUUCCAUGCGUUUGAAUUACGUCAAAGGGUUCCAAGAUUUGAGCCGAGCAAACUACAAUGGAACAAAAAGACAUGGUGUGGACUCCUUUGACCUAAGACCGUAUCGCGCAUGUACCAUAGUGGCCAACGAUGGCGAGUUGGUCGUGAUCGAUCGUUUGGAAGCCCAGAACGAGAGAGAAAAGCAACGAAAGGUGAGUGAGAAGAAAGAUAGAGAUAAGAGGGCGAACGAAGAUGAAAUGAAGGAAGAUCAAAAUGAGAUUGUGAAAGGAGAACAGAUAACUUCAGGGGGGAAAGAACACAAACAGGUGGACGAUGGUAUCGUCGAGUCUACAUCUGUCAGCACAUCUACAGGUGAACUUCGAAACCGUAAAAGCAAAGUCAAGGAUACACAGAGUAAAGUGACGGUUGACUUCGAGUCCAAAGAAUCUUCCAAAGAUCCUACGAGAAAAACUCAGACUUACAAGAAUCCAAUUAACCAGUUUGGCGGGUUGGUUCCUUAUCAAUUGCGGACCGCGCAAGAUCACUUCAAGAGGGCUCUAGCCGAUUCUGUUAAGGUGAUAAAUCUACAGCAGAGAAUCCUUGCGCUUAUCGAGGAAAUAGAAACGUAA